Molecule: messenger RNA, 1272 nt
Organism: Aspergillus chevalieri
Lineage: Eukaryota; Fungi; Ascomycota; Eurotiomycetes; Eurotiales; Aspergillaceae
Exons: 1
Coding region: 1-1272 (423 amino acids)
Biological process (GO): phosphorelay signal transduction system; phosphorylation
Molecular function (GO): transferase activity, transferring phosphorus-containing groups
Source: RefSeq, a predicted model, not a curated record
AUGUUCCAACCUGAGCUCCGGAACCAAGGCAUCCAAUUUGAAUUCCGACUUGAUAAUUCCUACAUAGACUAUGGCAUUGACUGGGUCAAGGCAGAUCUAACCCGGAUCAGCCAAGUGGUUAUCAAUCUAUUCUCAAACGCAAUCAAAUUCACCAAGACCAGGGGCACGAAGAAAAUCGCCCUCUCCAUGGGUGCUUCCCUGGAACGACCGCCGUCAUACCCACCGAAUAUCGUCUUCUUCCAAUCAGACGAGGCUGCAUUACGCCUGGACGCAACCAGUGGGCCGGAAUGGGGCACAGGCGAACCGGCGUACAUCAUGGUCGCUGUCAGUGAUACUGGGAUUGGGAUCAGCCCUGAAAGCCAGAAAAGGCUCUUUGAGCGUUUCAACCAGGCGACUCCCAAAACAGGGGUAGAAUAUGGUGGCUCGGGGCUGGGAUUGAACGUUUGCCGGAAACUCUGUCAUUUGCACGGGGGAGAGAUUGGAGUCAGCUCUAAGGAAGGGGAUGGCAGUACCUUUGGGUUUUUCUUCAAAGUUCUUCGAAGUUCGCGAGCAUCCCACGAUGAAAAGGUAGCACAGGAGGAUGAGCCGGGAAUGGACGAGUUGCGCAAUCGACUUGGAUCACUUGGCCAUAAAGUGUCCGAAGCCGAGCAGACGAAUCCCAAUGAUUCUGAUUCCGAGAUCUCAGCGAAGCCUAUUGUGACACAAUCGUUAGAGGUGAAGCCGAACGCCGCGGACGACGGAAGGACAGGCGACGAGCGGACACGAAAUACGGCCAAGAUCGCAGAGACCGACGAAGACCAGGAUGCAAACCGACAAGAAGCCGCCAAUGGUGAUUUAUCAAAUGAAGACAAGCCAAAGACAGAAUCUUCUGGACCUUCCCAUGGGGAAAGUGAAAAAAUACGAAUCCUGCUAGUCGAAGAUAACAUCAUCAACCAGCGCAUCAUCUCCCGCAAGUUACAAUCCCUUGGUUUUGAGGUCUCAAAAGCCAACGAUGGCCGUGAGGCCGUUGAGAUAGCUCAGACAGGUGGGUUCAGCUGCAUUCUUAUGGACAAAGAGAUGCCUGUUAUGGAUGGAAACGCAGCAACGAGGGCUAUUCGACAAUCGGAGCAUAGAAGCAUUGCAUCCGUUCCAAUCAUUGGUAUCACAGCAAAUGUUAGGCCGGAGCAGGAGGCCGAGAUGAAGCAGGCGGGAAUGGACAGUGUUAUUCACAAGCCUUAUAGAAUGGAAGAGCUUGUGGGAAGUAUCAAUCAAGUAACCAAUAAAGAAGCAUGA